Messenger RNA from Bufo bufo (common toad), 2180 nucleotides. It is a transcript of the gene PPAN, whose product is annotated as peter pan homolog. Bases 59 to 1651 code for a protein of 530 amino acids. Gene Ontology annotation, molecular function: rRNA binding. Gene Ontology annotation, cellular component: preribosome, large subunit precursor. Gene Ontology annotation, biological process: rRNA processing; ribosomal large subunit assembly. The transcript is spliced from 12 exons. The record is from RefSeq and is a predicted model, not a curated record. Lineage: Eukaryota; Metazoa; Chordata; Amphibia; Anura; Bufonidae.
CCAGAAGUGACUGCGCUGUUCUAACACGUGGGUUAGGCAGUAGCAGCCGGAGAGCAGCAUGGGGAAGGAUAAGACUAAGAACCAGAAGAAGUUACGAGCGGCGGCCGUUCACAAUGCCGAGGAGGAGUACUCCGGUGUCCCGCACUCCUUUGUCUUCCAUCGCGGGCAGAUUGGGAAGAACGUACAGCAGCUGAUCCAGGAUGUGAGGAGAGCCAUGGAGCCAUUCACCGCCAGCUCUCUGAAGGUUCGCAAGAAUAACAGCAUGAAAGAUUUUGUGGCGGUGGCCGGUCCCCUCGGAGUCACCCACUUCCUAAUCUUCACUAAAACGGAGGCAAACAUCAACUUUAAAUUUGUCCGUUUGCCAAGAGGCCCCACGCUGCACUUCAGAGUGAUGCAGUAUUCCUUGGUGAAGGACGUGGUCUCCACCCUGAAGAAGCAUCGCAUGCACGAGCAGCAGUUUUCCUUUCCUCCUCUCCUGGUUCUCAAUAAUUUCGGCACACAGGGAAUGCAUAUCAAGGUCAUGGCUACCAUGUUCCAGAACAUGUUCCCCUCCAUCAAUGUGCACAAGGUCAACCUAAACACCAUCCGCAGAUGUAUCCUCAUUAACUACAUCGAUGACACCCAACUGCUGGAGUUCAGGCAUUACAGUGUGAAGGUGGUACCAGUUGGAAUGAGCAAGGGGAUGAAGAAGCUUCUCCAGGAGAAAUUUCCAAACAUGAGCCGUUGGGAGGACAUCAGUGAAUUACUGGUCAAAGGAGCCAACCUCUCUGAGAGCGAGGCCGAGCAAGAUGGAGAAGAUAACAUCACAGAGCUGCCCCAGAUUUACGCCGGACGUGGCAACAUGAAGUCUCAGCAAAGUGCCGUGCGUCUGACAGAGAUCGGCCCCAGGAUGACUCUACAGUUGGUUAAGAUUGAGGAGGGUCUGAAUGACGGCAACGUUUUAUACCACAAUUUCAUUGAAAAGACAGAGGACGAGAUCAAGGCCAUGUUGGAUCGUAAAGAGAAGAAACUGAAAGCGAAGAGCGAGCGGAGGAAAAAACAGGAGAAGGAUGUCCAGCUCAAGAAAGAGAUGAAAGAGGAUAAUAAGAAGCGCAGCUUGGCUGGCAUGAAACGGAAGCAACCAGAGGAUGAGGACAGUGAAGUGGAGGACCCUGGAGCUUCUUGUGAGCAGGAUGCAGCAGAGGUGUCCGAAGAUGACGACGCAGAGUAUUACAGACAGACGGUCGGAGAGGAACCAGACAAAGAUCUCUUCCUUCAGGGCAGUGGAAAAAGGUCAUUACCAAGAUGGAAAUCCAGACCACCCCAGAAGAAAUUUAAAAAAUCUCAAGGAGCCAUGAAACAGAGCAAGGCUUCCCCGUCCUCCACCGGACAUCACAAGGCCAAGUUCUCCUUGCACAAAGGAUCUAAAAGUCCCAAAGGACAUUCAGACAGACCUACUAAAAAAGGACAGAAAUCCUUUACAAACCCGAAGGGCUGGUCCCCAAAUAAACACCCCACCGGCAAGGGGAAGAAAAAGCAGAUGGGAUCCAAGAGGCCCGGAGCAUUUGGCUCUAGAGGCCCAAAGAGGGGGCAAAAGGGCAAGUUUACUGGAGGACAAAAAACAGGGGGUCCGAAGGGGAAAGCCUUCAAACAUAAGAAAAAGUCACCAUAAGAGGGCGCCACCACGAACGUUCCCUGUAAAUAGGUUUAAUUAUAACAGCAGCUGCUUUUUUACAACUGUGCCUUCAAAUAAAAUGGAUUAUUUUCCUCUCUAUGUACCCUCGUACUCGCUAACUGUCCCGAACAGGACCUCCGAGGUGGGGUUUAUGUUAAAUUGACGUUUAACCAGAGAGACGGAGCAGGGUGACUGUAUAUAAUGGUGACCUGCUGAGGGAGAUUUAUCAGAAGUGAAGCAUCUGCAUAUCCUGUGGUCUGCUGGAAGUUGUAGUUUCACAGUAGUUGGAGACCAUAGGUACUUUCUUGCAAUAUAAUUUCAUAGAGAAUGGUUUAACUAGCAGAUUUCUAAAUCACUUCAUUUAAAAACUAUGCCUGCUUCCACCUGAAAAAAAUCUGUAAAGUUAUGGCUACUAGGGGUCUCACUUCCACCUUAUUUGCAGUCCAUUGCUUGUUAGGCAAGAUCCGUCUCUAGUAACACACUGAAGACGGCUGAGAGGUAGGGGAGAGUAUCAGAGCUAGAUGAA